Chlamydomonas reinhardtii is the source of this 1580-nucleotide messenger RNA. RefSeq lists its product as uncharacterized. The record is from RefSeq and is a predicted model, not a curated record. NCBI's taxonomy places the organism in Eukaryota, Viridiplantae, Chlorophyta, Chlorophyceae, Chlamydomonadales, Chlamydomonadaceae. Bases 45 to 878 code for a protein of 277 amino acids. The transcript has 5 exons.
CUCAGCAGCAAGCACAUACAAGUUAGAUGCAAACUCGCAUCAACAUGGCCGGCCAGCUCGCCUCGCGGCCCUUGCCGACCGACGCCUUCCUCCGCGGCCCCCCCGGCACCGGCGCGGCCCCGCAGCAGCAGCCCGACACCGCACAAGGCCGGGACACCUUUCCUGCUGGCCCUAGCGCUAGUGCUGGUGCAGCUAGCUCUAAAGGCCUCUCGCUGACGAUAUCGCCAGGCAAGGCGCGGCCGCUGGGCCUCUCGGCGGCGCCGGCCGCAGGCGCCAACGUCAUUCGCGGCGGCCGCAGCAGCGGCCGUGACGGGUUCGUGUACGUGCCCCGCUCCUACCACCCCGGCCGGCCCUCCCCCCUGGCGGUGAUGCUGCACGGCGCGGGCGGCCGGGCGGACCCGCAGUCGGGCAACUGGAGCUUUGGCGGGCUGCAGGCGCUGGAGGAGAGUGCCUGCAUCCUGCUGGUGCCUGAGAGCCGCGGCAGCACCUGGGACGUCAUCCGCUGCGGCUUCGGUCCGGACGUGGCGCACAUAGACGCGGCGCUGGGGCGCGUGUUCGCCAGCUGUGCGGUGGACCCAGGCCGCGUGACACUGGCGGGGUUCAGUGACGGCGCCUCCUACGCCCUGUCCCUGGGCUUAGGCAACCCGCAGCUGUUCACACACCUGGUCGCCUUCUCGCCCGGAUUCAUGAGGCCACCGCCGGCCGCAGAGGCCGCCAUGCAGCGCGGCGGCAUUUCUGGCAGUAGCGGCACUUCUGACAGUGGCAGUAGCAGUGGUGGCAGCAUUGACGUCACUUACCACGAGUUCGACGGCGGGCACGUCAUUCCGCGGGACGUGGCGGCGGAGGGCCUGGCCUUCUUCCUGGGCAGUAGGGUGUGACUGUGUGUGGUGUGUGUCACACGGUGUGUAUGAGGAGUGUGUGAGGAGUGUAUGAGUGGGAUGUAUGAGAGCGGCUGGGGCAGUGACAGGGACGGUGAGACACAGCGGCAGCAGCGGCAGUGGCGGUGGCGGUGGCGGUGGCGGUGGAAGAUGUGGAAGUUGGGCCGGGUGUUGAGGUGUUGUGCUUCUAGGAACUGUGCGCGGAGGAGUACAGUAGGCACCGAGGGAGGGUGUCACCCCAGUGCCUCCCCUCCACUGGGGCGACGCGGGGUCGUACGUAGGGGGGGGGGGGUGACCAGGCAGCCAGGCAGGGAGCGUCGGGCCACGGGCGCGACAUGUGGGAAAGGGCAAGGCAAAGUUCGGAGGGGCAGGGCACAGUGAAAGGUGGUGAUGUGGUGGUGAUGCGAACCCAUACGUGCAUGGUGUUCAGAAUGAUUGAUACGCGUGCAAGAGUGCAACACUGCUUCGCCGUUGUUUCAGAGGGGCGUCGCAGCCAAGGUAGCAGCGCCACGAUGUGUGUACGGCAAGGCGGGACCUGUACGGGGUCAUGCAAUCUUGGCAGCAUUGAAGCCAAGGCCUGACCAUCCUGUGAUGCGGAUAGCAGUUGUAUUGCACAGCACCAUUACACAGCAUUAUGCGCCUUCUCUCAGUUGGACGUGUGCAUGUUGCGGAAAUGUUGCACGGUUUCGGGACGAGAGAGUG